Molecule: messenger RNA, 733 nt
Organism: Gastrolobium bilobum
Lineage: Eukaryota; Viridiplantae; Streptophyta; Magnoliopsida; Fabales; Fabaceae
Product: NAD(P)H-quinone oxidoreductase subunit S, chloroplastic-like
Exons: 1
Coding region: 113-598 (161 amino acids)
Biological process (GO): photosynthetic electron transport chain
Source: RefSeq, a predicted model, not a curated record
AAAGACGCAUCAAAAUGUUAAGGAUUUAAUGAAAACUGUUCUUUUCUUUCAGCACUUCCACUCACUCCUGCUAUUAAUGUUGUUUGUCUCCUGUUUAUUAAACAGUUAAAGAAUGGCUGCUUUUGCUACUCUUCAUGGCUUGCAUGACUCUCUUCUUCGAUCCCAGUUUCUAGGCCAAGAUCAUCACUUCCCUCUCAAACAACCUUCUACACUGGUGCAUCAAAGAAAACCAACUUGUGAACUACAACCAAGAGCCAAGUUCAACAUAGUUGAAAUCAUGGGGGGAAGAGGAAUAUGCAAAGGGGAAAUGGGUCUUGAACAAGAGCUGAAAAGACAAGUUGAUGAACAGCCACAACAAGUAGUAGUAACAGCAGAACAUGGCAAAGAGCAUGAAAACUCUGGUGGUGGUGAUGGUGGUAUUAAUAGUGUUGCAGUUCCAGAAGAUGCUUUUGAGAAAGAAAUGAUGGGGCUAACUGGAGGCUUUCCUGGAGGUGAGAAAGGGUUGAUAAAGUUCAUUGAAGAAAAUCCACCUCCCAAACCAGGAACUGUUCUAAGUUCUGACCCUUUGAUUUUGAAAGAAAGCCAAAAGCCAUUGUGAAGAAUCCAAAGAAUCAUAGUUCAACUCUCUCUUUGUGAAGCAUGUUCAUUUUUUAUUUGAUAUGUAUCUCUGCUAUUCUGAUUUCUGACAAUUCAAACUGUGAUGAGGUUUGCUAUAUCUCCCUCUUUAAUCUUC